Messenger RNA from Ostertagia ostertagi, 723 nucleotides. NCBI's taxonomy places the organism in Eukaryota, Metazoa, Nematoda, Chromadorea, Rhabditida, Trichostrongylidae. The record is from the annotation of a GenBank genome assembly.
AUGUUCAUUUAUGCUGGAUGCCUGGGCUUGAUCCUGGUGUGUACCACGGCUAUUUUCAGGAAACGGGAAGGGCGUUCACUGCCUCAGCAAUCACACGACUACUCAGAUUUUAUUCGCAGAAAUCGAGCCAAGCAAGAAGUUCUCAGCAGAGCGAAGCUGGCUGUUUUGCUGGUUUGCAUAUUCAUUUUUGUGCAGGGACCGUACAUCUUACUAUGUUUUACAUUUGAGAUCUUCAGCAGCAGUCUCACGAACACUGAUCUGGAUAUACCACAGGAUGUUGAUACCCUUAUCACCUGGCUGAAGUUCCUCUUUCCUUUGCUGUCACCCAUCGCUAUCUUGUGCUGGUGCUCGGACAUUUCUGGUAGUGUCAAGGAACUGUUCCUGUGCCGCUCAUACGAUCCUCCCAUGAUUGGAUCCAACAUCAUUGGAUACAAGGGUAAGCUGGCCACAAUUAAUACGCGAGAGCCGACACUGCCGACGCCGAUGGUGUACCACGAUAAGCUCACCCCAGAUCAGGGUAUUCAGAAGAUGAUCGUGCUCACAAUGCAUGGGAGUGGUACCAAGUGUUAUGACAUUGGUGGCAACACCGGAAGGUCUGCAGUUGAAGCUACCAUCCUCUGGCGCUACUCCAUCUAUGAGCAACUUUUUGCCACGACAUGCGGCUGCUCCUCAAUUCUGGCCUCAGUGAGGCUGUUGACUGACACUAGCGACUUCCUUCACUAA